AUUAUUUACAUAAUGAGAACAACUCAUUAAUUACUUUAACCAUAAAACCUAUAAUUACUACAUAUGUUCCUAUCUAACUAACUCUAAUAAACAUAUAAUUCAGAUAUUAUCUAAUCCCACCUGAUUACAUAAUCUGACUCCCAUCAGCAGUCCAAAAAAAAGUAUAAAAGGAAGACAAAAAAACUCGACUUUUUAUUGCUGUUAAAAGAAAUCUAUGAUAUAAUUACGGGCAUCAUUAAGAUACGAAUCAAUUUAAUAAUAAAUAAAUAAAUAAAUAAUAAUAAUAAUAAUAUGUCUGAAUAUUCAUCAGGAUCAGCGUCUACGGAUGAUUUAUCACUUCCAAAGGCAACUGUUCAAAAGAUAAUUAGUGAAAUACUUCCGAAAGAUAUUGCUAUAUCUAAAGAAGCAAGAGAAGCCAUUACUGAAUGUAGUAUAUUAUUUAUUAUGAUGUUAUCAACCCAACUGAAUGAUAUAGCGGAAAAGGAGGCUAAAAAAACCAUUGCAUCAGAUCAUGUCGUUAAGGCAUUAGAAGAAUUGGAUUUCCAUAAUUAUCUUGAAAUUAUAAAUAAAGUAUUGGAUGAACAUAAAGAAUUAUUAAAAGGAAAGGAAAAGAAGAAUAAUAAAUUUCAAAAUUCUGGUUUAUCAGAAGAAGAAUUGCUUAGGCAACAAGAAGAAUUAUUUAAGAAAUCAAGAGAUCGUUUACAAAACUCUAAUCCCGAUACUUCCGUUAAAACAGAAUAGAUUAAUUCAUCCAUCUAAUGUUGUAAUGAUAAUAAUGACUAAGAUUUUCUUCAAUUCAAACACUUAAUAAAUCAAAACUUUUAGGUCAACUUUGAGAUGAGACAAUGAACCAACUCUGUAUAGUAUAGCAUCUAUGUAUAAUAAUCACAAUAACAAUAACAAUAACUACAACAAAUGACAGAUUACUGUUUGGUUAGUUCAUAUAAUAAUUUUAAAUAAUAUUAA
Scheffersomyces amazonensis is the source of this 966-nucleotide messenger RNA. RefSeq names its product negative cofactor 2 transcription regulator complex subunit (gene NCB2). Lineage: Eukaryota; Fungi; Ascomycota; Pichiomycetes; Serinales; Debaryomycetaceae. The transcript has a single exon. The record is from RefSeq and is a predicted model, not a curated record. Gene Ontology annotation, molecular function: TBP-class protein binding; RNA polymerase II general transcription initiation factor activity; protein heterodimerization activity. Gene Ontology annotation, cellular component: negative cofactor 2 complex. Bases 292 to 741 code for a protein of 149 amino acids. Gene Ontology annotation, biological process: negative regulation of transcription by RNA polymerase II; RNA polymerase II preinitiation complex assembly.